Messenger RNA from Oryzias melastigma (Indian medaka), 1810 nucleotides. RefSeq names its product N-acetylglutamate synthase (gene nags). Gene Ontology annotation, biological process: L-arginine biosynthetic process. Gene Ontology annotation, molecular function: L-glutamate N-acetyltransferase activity, acting on acetyl-CoA as donor; arginine binding. NCBI's taxonomy places the organism in Eukaryota, Metazoa, Chordata, Actinopteri, Beloniformes, Adrianichthyidae. Gene Ontology annotation, cellular component: mitochondrial matrix. The record is from RefSeq and is a predicted model, not a curated record.
GUGGACAGCUCAGUUUUCCACAGCAGGGAAAUGGUUCAAAGCCUGGCGUUUGCAUUGUCCUUCCUGCAGAGGAUGGAUAUGAAGCCUGUUGUAAUCAUUGCAUGGUCUGAAGACGAGGUGACAAAGUCCAGAGAGUCAGAUUUGGGAUCGUGCACCGUUGGACUGAUGGAGCGAUGCCAGCAACUGAGUCAAGCUCUACAACAGCACUCAGCCACCGUUCUUCCUUUCUUCUCUUCAGAGGCAGUUCUUCACUUGCAAGAGGCGCAUAAUGGAAACAACAAACGACCCUACAUUGCUGUGGUAACCAGUCUUCUUCAGUGGAGUCUGGACAGUGGGAUGAUCCCACUGAUCUGUCCAGUGGGGAGGGACAUGAGAGGCUGUUCAGUCAUCUUGGAUCAAACAGAGGUUACAGCAGCCAUUUCCCGAGCUCUGCAGCCACAUAAAGUCAUGUUCCUGAACCACUCCGGAGGCCUGCGAAGCCAAGAGCAAAAGGUGCUGGAUACUGUGUCUCUCCCUGCUGACCUGCCCCGUUUGUCCAUAACAUCAUGCGUGAGUGAGACAGAGCACCGCAAAAUAACUACCAUCGCCACAAUCCUCAAUCAGCUGCCAACAGAGUCCUCUGCUGUGAUCACCUCAGCGGACACACUGCUGACCGAGCUGUUUAGCCACAGAGGAUCUGGAACCCUCUUUAAAAGUGGAGAUCCCAUUCAUCGAUACUCCUCUCUGGAUGGCAUUGAUGUGCAGCGCCUGCUUGUUCUUAUCAACAAGUCCUUCGAUAAAACUCUGAAGGAGGAUUACAUCGACUCUCUGAAGGGGCGGCUGCAAAGCAUCUACCUCUCUGAAGGUUACAACGCAGCAGCCAUCAUCACAAUGGAACCAGUAAACGGCGGCACUCCUUAUCUGGACAAGUUUGUGGUGAGCAGCAGUAAGCAGGGCCAAGGCAUGAGUCAAAUCCUGUGGGAGUGCAUCAGAAAUGACCAGGGCAAACUAUUCUGGAGGUCAAAAGCUGCAAAUAAAAUCAACCCAUGGUACUUCAAACACUGUGAUGGCAGUUUUGUAAAUGGACUUUGGACUGUCUUCUGGUUUGGACUGACAGACAUCAGAGAUUCCUACAUGUUAGUGGAGCAUGCAAAGAACCUUCCUGACUCCUUCCUCAGCUCUUCUUCUGCCUUCACCCUGCAGUCUCCUCCACCUGCCACAGGAUCCUGAAAUACUUCACACUAGCUAUUCAAAAGUGAUUCAUUAGUAUUCAUUACAGCAAUAACAAAAUUAUAUAACCAUAAUUAGUUGAUUUUUUUGGAAAUGUAAUAUGACUGCUCUUGUAUCUUAUUCAGAAACAUACUGCAUCUGGCAAAAAAUACAUUUUUUCCAAAAAAUGAAUGAGUGGUUCAUUGAACUUCUGCAUAAAAAGAGUUUUACAAAUGAAAGUCUACAGUUGCACUGAUGCUUUGCUAUCUCCUGCAAGUAGGUUUUCUCCCAGUUUCAAUCUUUACCCACAGCAGUUCUAUUUUGUAUGAAAAUUCUUUGCAUUUUGUAAAGACAAACAUUUGACUUUGUCAUAACAGUUCCACAGGCUUUGAAAAAACACGUGUGUAGAUGCCAUGUAACAAUAAUGAUGGCAUCUGCUUCAAAAGUAAACAUGGACAUGUGACUAACAUGAGGAAAUAAAUCGUUAACACUUUAUAAUAAGAUUCCUUAACAAGCUUUGUUAACAUAUUAAUAACAAUUAUUAACAUUCCUAUAAGGUGUUAGUAAGACAUGAUGUAAUAAGCCUAAUGAGGCUUAUUAAAUGUUAAUAUGAUGCUUAUUG